AUGGCGGACCUGCGUUCUGCCACAGUACUGCAUGUGAGCAGUGAGUGUCUGGCUGUAGAGGAGGGGGAGAAUGAGGGAGAAGCUCUUCUAACGUUUCCUCUAGCCGUGGAGGUUUACAACGUGAGGCAAAUAGCCGUUUUUCCGCUCAGUAACUCAUCCAUUGUCGUUCUUCAGUUGCACGACAACCGCUGCGUGCACAGCUGGUCUCUGGGUAGUUCUCAGCAGCUCACGUGCUACCCCGUCUUCCACAGAGCAAUGGGAGUGUACUGUGCUGUCAGGAACAAAGACGAACUUCUUUUGUGGACCUCAGAGGAGAGUACAUUACCACUUACUCACCUCACUCUCCCCUUCACCCCUCUCACCAUCCUCACACCCUCCCUCCCUCACCAACUUAUCACGGUGGAGUUGUCUGGCUCAGUACACAUGGUGUCAGUGGAAGGCGGGGAGGUAAAGGUUUUGGGUGAGGAAGGAAGGAAAUUGAGAGGGAGAAAACCACGUGUUGUGAUGGGUGUGAUGAGUGAGGUGGGAAAUAGGGAGAGUGCAGUGGUGAUGUGUGAAGGUGGAGAAGUGUUUGUCUAUGCAGUGGAAGUGUCUGGUCUUUCUCUUACCUCACGUAUCGACUUGAGGACAAAGAUCUUUCAGCCUUCAGUUUGUGUGUGUGGAGAGAUUCUUUUGAUGAAAGCCGAAGGAGGGAUUUCUGCUCUCAACCUCUCUUCUUCCUCCACGUAUCUUGUGACACCCUCGUAUUGUCACCAGUUGGCUGCCGUCUCCCCAAGUCUGUUUGUGGCCACUAACGAAGGGGGUGUGGUCACUCUGAGGGACUCCUUAUAUGGAACUUGUCAGGAGGAAGUGAACUCCAGACUUAGCCACGUUAAAAUGUUGUGCAGUGUGUGGGGGGGUCAUGUUGUGAUGAGUGGAGAAGGUGGUGUGAGGGUGUGUAGAAUGUGCUCUGGGGACUGUGUCUCACUUGCUGCCGUGCUCGGCCGGAAAACCACACCCCCUCCUGAAGCCAAAGCAGUGUCUUCGAAGUGGGCAGAGACUCAGACCGGCAUCUGCUGGAGAUCACAAGUCGGCGAUUCAGAGGAAAUGGAGGUCCUGUCAAAGCUUUGUGAUCGUGGGCAGACCCCCACUCUGGAGAGUGUGUCUGAACUGUUUCCCUCCUCUCUCUCCCUUCCUUCUCCCUCCUACCUUCCUCUGGUGAGGAGACUUGUCAGGGAAACGGUGUUCUGGGCUCAUAUUCAACUGACGGAACUGGUAAAGGCCAACGCUGUGACUGGUAGCGAGGCAGGGGAGGUGGUGGAAAGAGCAUUGCAACAAGGCGACUGGGCUCUGGUGGUGCUGACUAUGGACCAAUCGGAGGGAAUUCCAGAGUCAUCUAUUGUCUCUCUACUGCACCAUGCACUGGAUCUCCCAGAGAGUGUGGAGAGCUACGGGGAGCAGUUUACUAGAGAGACCAUUCUCUGGGGGAUGCUGGUUCUUCCAUACAGUGAUUCCCUCCUGCAGCCCCCACUCUCACUUCUUCCCCUCUCCUCUGUUCUGUCUGUACUGCAGUUCCUGACGCCUCACAUGUCGGUUGCAUCUCUCUGCCACACCCCUCCACUGCCAUAUCCCAGACUGCUGGACUGGCUGGCUGUGUUACUAGACACCCACUGGCCUGCUCUUUCUCUCUCCCCUUCUGCCAAACAUCUCCUUCACAACUUUCAACACACUACAUAUCAUCAGAUGUUGUUCUGUGAGAACCUAGCGACAGUGGAAAACAUGCUGGAGGCUGGCAAAAAGCCUCGUGUUCGCCAGGCACAAGACCAAUACAUUACUGUCGAGAGAGUGAAGAUCAAAAUAUGAAAUAUGACCAUAUAAGGGGAAAUGACAGUGUUUGUGCUCUGAUUAUUUGCUGCUAGAGUUUGCUUCACAUGCCACAAUCUUCACUUUUUCCGAGUUUAUUAUUUCAUUGUUGUGAGAGUCUUUGAAUUCCACAUUCCUCAAGACACAAGUCCAGACAUUGUCACAGUAGCGGUAAACCUUCAACUGACCUUUGAACGUGUAGCGAGUUCGUACCUUCGUCGACAGGGCGACACUCAUACUCCUGUCGUACUGUUGCUGGACCUUGACAGCGAGGUCUGGAGUGAUGAGCUGGUUCUCUAUCAAGUCAUCAAGCGCCGCUUUCAGUGACUCCCCAAGACUCAUGCUCCUGUACAGUUGGUAGCUCAUGGUGAGGAUCGACGGCAAGUAAACUCCAAAGCGGCAUGAAAAGGUUUAAUUAACUUAAAGGUUCACGAGGUCAUUCAUUAGACUCCGCCCACUGGUAGUGCAUACCAAGGAGAGAGAAUGGCGUUGAGCAGGCUACCUUUCUCCCGUCUCUCUGCUUCUUUGCGCAGCGCGCGGAGUUCGGCCAAGAUAUUGUCUCUCUGCGCGGUACGUAUCCUGGUAUCUGAUGUGUGCUGUGCGUGAGGCAAUGUCUCUACAGACGAGGCAACACAGCAGCUACCAGAGCGACCUCAAGACCAUUCUAGCAGACCUCUUGCCCAGAAAACAGGCUGAAGUGAAGGAGUUCAGAAGCCAGCAUGGAUCUAAGGUGGUGGGAGAGGUUACAGUCGAUAUGAUGUAUGGAGGAAUGAGAGGCAUCCGAGGCCUCGUCACAGAGACUUCACUACUGGAUCCUGAGGAGGGAAUCCGUUUCCGUGGUUACAGUAUCCCGGAGCUACAGGAGCAGCUGCCGAAGGGGCCAGGAGGGGAGGAGCCACUGCCGGAGGGAAUCUUUUUUCUCAUGCUCACCGGGCAGAUCCCUAGUCAGAGUCAGGUGGACUCAAUAUCGGCAGACUGGGCAGCUAGAGCCGACCUUCCUCAACACGUGGUGCAGAUGGUGGCCAACUUCCCCAACACCCUCCACCCAAUGAGCCAGUUCUCAUCUGCCAUCUCUGCCAUGCAGCUAGAGAGCAAGUUUGCCAGAGCCUACGCUGAGGGAAUGCCCAAAACCAAGUACUGGGAGUACACGUUUGAUGAUGCGAUGGACCUCAUUGCUAAGCUACCACCCCUUGCCUCCGUCAUCUACCGCAAUUGUUACCAUGAUGGGAAAAUCGGAGCUAUUGAUCCACAGAAAGAUUGGUCUGCGAACUUUGCCAGCAUGUUGGGUUUCUCCGACCCACAGUUUACUGAGCUGAUGAGGCUGUACCUGACCAUCCACACGGACCACGAAGGCGGCAAUGUUAGCGCCCACACCUGCCACUUGGUGGGUUCUGCUCUCUCUGAUCCCUACCUCUCAUUCGCUGCUGCCAUGAAUGGUCUCGCCGGCCCUCUCCAUGGACUAGCCAAUCAAGAGGUGUUGGUUUGGCUGAAAAAGCUACAGCAGGACGUGGGGUCGGAAGUCACUAACGACAAACUGAAGGAGUUUAUUUGGAAUACCCUCAACAAUGGGCAGGUUGUUCCUGGUUACGGGCAUGCUGUAUUGCGCAAGACUGAUCCUCGCUAUGUGUGUCAGCGUCUGUUUGCUCAGAAACAUCUUCCGAAUGACCCGCUGUUCCGGCUUGUCAGUCAGCUGUAUGAAAUAGUUCCAGAUAUUCUCUUAGAGCAGGGGAAGACAAAGAACCCGUGGCCUAAUGUCGACGCCCACAGCGGCUGCCUCCUCCAGUACUACGGGAUGCACGAAAUGGGUUUCUACACUGUGUUGUUUGGAGUGUCUCGAGCUCUCGGGGUUCUGUCGUCUCUGGUCUGGGACAGAGCUCUCGGUCUGCCAAUAGAGAGACCAAAGUCCUUCACAACCGAGGCUCUCCAGAAGAUGGUCUCUUAGCCUAUACACUAGCAUGUUAUAGUGACUGCAGUGACUCUACAAUUUGUAAACAGGUGUAUAUAUACAUAGCAUGUGUUGUAUCAUGGUUUGCCAUGACUGAUCUACGAUUGACGAAAGACAAAUCAGUUCUCACGUGUAUUCAUGACCAGUUCAGUAAACACAUUCCUUGUUUAUAUAACACUUUUUGUUGUUCAUCAUGAGCAGGUGAAAGUGAUCUUUGGCUGUGGGAUCUCCAGACAAGGAAAAGGGGUUUUCCCUCUUGAUGACAUAAUUAUGUCACAGUAAAAGAAAGCCACACCCGCUGAUCCUUCAAACAGGGAGAGGGGAGCAUCUGGAGUUCGUGUUACUCGCUCCGAGCAAGAGAGACACCAUUCUGCAAACUUGAGAGCCCUGUGCCAGUGGUGGGUGUGUCCAGUGAGGUGGUACAGCUGGAUGAAAGUGUAUGCAUUUCCGGCUGCUCCGUGGCACAGACUGUAGCCUUUCCUCAGGAGACCUCUCUUCCACACCACUUCCCCACACAUCUCCCCCGCCUUCAGAUACCUACCUUCACCCAACAUCUGGUACGCAUGACUCAAGAGGUGGAUAAAACCAGGAGCUCCAUGACACCAAUGUAUUAGUCUGUCACUAUGAUGACUGCUGUCAUGGCAACUCUCGAGUGAGGAGGGGAAAUUCCCUGAAGGUAACUGGAGGCUCGUCAAGUAGUUAAUUGUAGGGGCAAGGGGGCUUGGGAGUUGCUCAGUUUUUAACUGCAGAAAGAAGAGUGGCGAUUCCAGCCAGACCAUGAGCUGCACCAAGGUAGUGUCUCCCGUGCCAGGUGUACAUCAGUGGAGAAGGAACAGACGCCUGUCUUCCUUUCUCCCCUGCCUCUACGGCAACCCUAGCCACCUGAACAACGAGAAACACUCCCUAACAUCUCACACAAUGACUCCGAACCUCCUGCAGUAGGCUCUGGCUAACAGCUCCUGGGAGAUAGGCAUUGAUAAACAGGAGACAGUAGAGGUAUCCCACGUGGCCAUACAG
This is a messenger RNA of Geodia barretti, 4804 nucleotides long. The record is from the annotation of a GenBank genome assembly. Lineage: Eukaryota; Metazoa; Porifera; Demospongiae; Tetractinellida; Geodiidae.